Xenopus tropicalis (tropical clawed frog) is the source of this 2837-nucleotide messenger RNA. RefSeq lists its product as uncharacterized. The record is from RefSeq and is a predicted model, not a curated record. NCBI's taxonomy places the organism in Eukaryota, Metazoa, Chordata, Amphibia, Anura, Pipidae. The transcript is spliced from 6 exons. Bases 1033 to 2061 code for a protein of 342 amino acids.
UAAUAAGUAGCUCCCUGUGUCUUCACCCUUAGGCUGGCUCAAUAAGUUCAGAAUAUAAAUGUGGCAUUUCAAGCCAUAUUCAUUUUUAAGGUUUAGUUCUCCUUUAAGCACAACUAUAUUACUUCCUAUUCAUGUACACUGUGCAGAACAGGCAGUGCGAGAAUUACAGGUCAGGCAUCAUUCUAGCCAUGACAUUAUUCUAUUUUUGCUGUAUAUACAGACAUUCUGCUACAGGUCUCUUUGUGCUGAUCCCUGUGAGCCACACUGUUUGCACAUGAAAAAAUCAUAUAUAGUAAGCUAUCUCUGGCCUUCCUUAUACUGUUCAUUUCUGGAUGUCUUGUUUUUCUCAUGUAAAUUAUAAGACCAUCAUAUUUUAACUGUGUUAGUCACAUUUUGCAAAUACAAUACAACAUAAUACACAGCUGCUAUAAAUAAGCUGUAACAUCUAUCCUUAUAUAUAUAGGACAUUGUGAUCUUUCUUGUGUCGCAGAGCUCAUCAAGGAGGGCAUUUACUCAUGCUUGUUUUUUUUAAAUCUGGUUUUUUUAGUUAUUUAUUGCAACAAAAUGCAAAAAUACGCCAUCUAAACCCUGAUGAGAUCAUGUAGAAGUCAAUGGCAGAUAUCUAUUUUACAGCUGGAAUAUCUUUACUUCAUGGUUUUAGAGGUUUUCGGGGGUUUUUGACACUGGGUUUUGUAUGACAUUACAAAAGUGCAAAAUUAGAACUACAGAAAAAUGCAUAAUGUCAUUGAUAAAUACACUUCUGAAAAUCCCAUGGGAAUGAAUAGAAAUUGGAUGAGUUUUUGCUGUAGAGAGCUCUUAUCAUCUUACAUCACCUUGAAGUUCCAUGACCUGCACUUUGCAGCCUUAAGCCUUUAUAAGGCCUAGAAAUCCUAGCUGACUUUUUAUAUCCUUGUUUUUUAUUAUAGAGAGUAAAUUAUUCCCAAUACAAUGGAGCCCAGAUGGUAGGGUGUGGUGUAUGGUAGUUCUGCUGCCAGGUGGCAGUGGGCGUUGGGGGUUUUCUCACUAAGACCAAUGGCAUCAAGUAGUUAUGUGUUAGUAAUUAUGUCCUCUUUUACUUACACAGCUUACCAGCUAGCAUAUAUCUCCCUGUUGGCUUCAUGUGUUACCCGUUUGCUUCUUUUUAUUACACUUUUUAAUUCUCAUGGAGGGAGAAUAUUACAUUCCAUGAAGCUCUACGAAGAAAAAUAUAGGCGAAUAUGUAAAGCAGCUGGCUGGGUAUCUUCUGGCUUGUUUAUAGGCCUAUGUGAAGGUCGGCAGAAUGUAACCAGUGUUCUUCUAAGCAUCAACAUAUCAUUAUUUUUUUCCAACUGGAUUCUCCCCACAAUGAUCCCCAUAAUACAAUUGGUUUUAUUUAGGUUUGUCCUGGAUAAAUACAGAGGUUUCCGUUUGAGGUUUAACCCAAAAAAUGUCAUUGGAGAGUUUAUUGUACUUUUUUUCUAUGUCCUCUAUUGUGCUUUUAUAGGAAGUUUGUCUAUCAUUUUGAUUUUCAGCAUGAAGACAGCACUCCUUUAUUACAGCAUAUCAUCCUACUUUUAUGGCUUUAUGCCCUGGCACAUAUCUCUGCAAUGGAUUCUCCUAUAUCUCUUCUAUGUGGCAAUAACAGACACAUUUCUAUUUAUCAGUGGAGCAACUUUACUCUCAGAAGGAUCUACAAAUGUGCCAGUGAAAAAGAGUGAAAACUGUGCUACAAAUGUGAAGCCUGCCAUGCAAGCCGACCCAAUUGACAGAAAUAUGUCUUCCUUCCAUCCCACAGCCAUUAAUACUUCAGAAGUUCCACUUAAUGCAGAGCCACAGGAGUGUCAUUCAAGUGAAGACUCUACACACUCACAUGUGAAAGCAUCACCAGCAAACCCUACGACCCUCAAGCUUCUGACUCCUGAACCAAACCCUAAUGUUGAGCAUUUGACAUCUGCAGCAACACAAUCAGCGCAACCAUUUUCAGACCACUGGUUAUCGCGCAUCAAAAGGGGACUCAAAAUAUAUAAAACCAAAAAAAAUAAUAGGCAUGUAACAAAACAGUGUAAAAACAAAAUUGUCUAAGCCACCAUAUUCACAUUAUAAAUUGUAUGAUGAAUGGAAGAAACUGCUGGGAAUCAAGCACCAAAUGUUCAGACAUCACAAGACUCAAGGGCAGCCGAAACCUUCCCAGCUGAAUUGAUUUCCGAUGGAUUGAUUUUUACUUUGUUACUUUUUUUUUAUCAACCUUUUCAAGAUAUUGGGGAGUUGUAACUCCCAUUUAUUUUCAGUCUUUUUUUUAUGUUUUAAGAAUUUUUUAAUGUAUGGUUAGCAAAUUUUUGGAGAAACGAAAAGGGACAGAUUCGCUCAUUGCUAGUUUUGAGCACUCCAUUUUUAGGGGUAGCAGCCGCAAGUUAUUAAAAGAGAUUUAUGCCCAAUGCAUAACAAUGUACUUUUUAUUUUUAGAUAUUAGCAGUUUUUUCACUUCUACCAUGAAAGUAUAACAUAUGACCCCCCCUGCAAUUAUUUAAGAUCAAGCACAAUGUGUUCCCUGUUCAGAUAAAUCACUCCUGUCUUAAUCUUACACCUUUAUUAUGUUAGCAGUGUAAAAAAGAAAAAUAUGAUAUACUAUAAUUGAGUACUAGAGGCUUGUUCCUACACAUUACAUUCCCGAAAAGGCCGUCAUUUACAGGGUCCUUCCCAGUGUUUGUUUGUUUUUAUUGUCACAGGCAUUUCUUGACCCUUGAUUUUAAAACACAUCAAAAUAUACAUUGAUUUAUUUCAAUGAUCUUAUAAACAGAACAUACGUUUGAAACCUGUUUUGUAUAACCCAUAGUUAUUAAAGAGCUUAUUGAUGAAUA